Molecule: messenger RNA, 371 nt
Organism: Paramecium octaurelia
Lineage: Eukaryota; Ciliophora; Oligohymenophorea; Peniculida; Parameciidae
Source: the annotation of a GenBank genome assembly
UAUUUCUAUAAAAGUUGGCCUCUCGAGUGACACAACUUGUUUGGAGUGCUUCCCAGCGAAAUUUUAGGUUAUAAUAUUGAAGAGGCUUCUAAAAAACUCCAUACCUGUGAGGCUGUGGCUGGAUCCGAUGUUAUGGAAUUAGAAAUCCCUCUAUUAUCAAAGACCUAAUCGAACUAAAAUUUUAGUUUCUAGACAGGUGUGCCCAGAGAACAUUUUAAUAUAUCAUAAUAGACCUAUAUUGCUUGAAUGUCCUCUCAAGGAACAUCUAGGGAUAUUCCUAUGAGAAAUAUUAGAACUUUCAUAUUAUCACUUUGUCAUAUACUAAUGCGACAGUAAGGAAUUCCCUAAUGAAAUUAUUAGUUCAAAUUAGC